This is a messenger RNA of Columba livia (rock pigeon), 4845 nucleotides long. RefSeq names its product sphingosine-1-phosphate phosphatase 1 (gene SGPP1). NCBI's taxonomy places the organism in Eukaryota, Metazoa, Chordata, Aves, Columbiformes, Columbidae. Bases 224 to 1483 code for a protein of 419 amino acids. Gene Ontology annotation, biological process: sphingosine metabolic process. The record is from RefSeq and is a predicted model, not a curated record. Gene Ontology annotation, molecular function: sphingosine-1-phosphate phosphatase activity. The transcript has 3 exons. Gene Ontology annotation, cellular component: endoplasmic reticulum membrane.
UGAGCCGAGCCGAGCCGAGCGCGGCGGCGGCGGCCCGAGCCGCGGGGAGCCGGGCGGUGUCCGUCGCUCCGCGACGCCUCACCCUCGAGCGGGUUUCUCCUCAGGGAGCGUUUCCCUUCCCCACGGCGCGGACAGGAGCCCCCAUCCCUUCCGCCGCCCCUCAGGCAAAGCCCCCUCAGCUCUCCGGGCAGCGCCUCGCCGCCCUCAGCCCGCCUCUCCUGCCAUGGCUCUCUGCCGCCGCCUGGCCCGGCUGGCCGCUCACCUGCAGGACCCGCGGAAAGUGGCCGCCUUCCAGCGGCUCUGCGGGGUGGAGGGGCCUUCGGGCUGGGCCGCCGCGGAGCAGCGAGCCGGGGGCCGGGGAGCGGUGGUUAACGGCGCCCCCCCGGGCGCAGAGCAGGCGGGCGGGCAGAGGCAUCCUGCCGGGAACGGGACGGUGCCCGGCGGCGCGGGGUCCCCGCAGCGCUGGAGGAGGAGGCCGCGGCGCAACUCGCUCACGGAGGAGGACGGCAGCCAGGAGUUCACCACCCGCAGCCGCUUCCUCUACUAUCUGUUCAGCCUGGGCACGGAGUUGGGCAACGAGCUCUUCUACAUCCUCUUCUUCCCCUUCUGCAUCUGGAACUUGGACGCCUGGCUGGGCCGGAGGCUGAUCAUCAUCUGGGUGUGGGUGAUGUACGUGGGGCAGUGCACCAAGGACGUGAUCCGCUGGCCGCGGCCCGCCUCCCCGCCCGUGGUGAAGCUGGAAGUGUUCUACAACUCGGAGUACAGCAUGCCCUCCACCCACGCCAUGUCGGGCACCGCCAUCCCCCUGGCGCUCCUGCUGCUCAGCUACGGCCGCUGGCAGUAUCCCCUUAUGUUUGGACUGAUCCUUGCAUUCUGCUGGUGUUCUUUGGUUUGCUGUAGUCGAAUUUAUAUGGGAAUGCAUUCAAUUUUGGAUGUUAUUGCUGGAUUUCUGUAUGCUAUUCUUAUCCUGGUUGUCUUCCAUCCCGUUGUGGACCAGAUUGAUAACUUCAACUUAACUUACAAAUAUGCACCCUUAAUUAUCAUAAGUCUCCAUUUGGCCCUGGGCAUCUUCUCUUUUACUCUGGACACCUGGAGCACAUCCCGAGGAGACACAGCUCAGAUUCUGGGCUGUGGUGCUGGAGUAGCCUGUGGCUCUCACGUUAACUACAUGAUGGGUCUGCAGCUUGAUCCUCCUCCUGAAACCUUACCGUUAUCUCUUUCCUCUCUCACUGUGACUGUGUUUGGAAAAGCCAUAUUGCGGUUGUUGAUUGGAGUAAUAGUUCUGUUGUUAACAAAAGUAGCCAUGAAAAAAGCCACUAUUCCACUGGCAUGUAAGAUAUUUUGCAUACCACAUGACGAUGUUCGGAAAGCAAGACAACGCAUGGAAGUUGAGCUUCCCUAUCGCUAUAUUACCUAUGGAAUGGUAGGGUUCUCCCUCAUGUUUAUUGUUCCUUGCCUUUUCCAUUUUAUUGGUCUCUCUUGAUGCAGUUUUAUCAUUUUAAAUAGGAAGAGGAGAGCUAGUUGCUUUUUGACGAGGUGCACUAGUUUGCUAAGGGAAGGCCAGUGAGCUCGGCUUUGGCAGGGACUUCACUUUAACAGCAAUAUGUAGCAGGCAAAGCAUUUAAAGAGCUUCGCACAUCUUUGGGGAUGGUAUGGGGCCAGAAGUCAAAUAUCAGUCCACGAGAAGUGCUGAGCUCUAUAAAUGCCACGUCUGGACUUACUGCUGUAACAAAGUCUGUGUGUAUGUGAGAUGCAAUGAAUGUAUCUGGAAUGUCUGUCAUACUGCACCUCUCUACACUGAUAUUUUAACAAGUAUGUCUGACAGCUCAUCAGAAAGCUCCAUUCAUGAUCUGUAUGCCAUUUCAUAGUAAUUUAUUCAAGUUGUUGGACCAUAGACUGCUAAAUUUGCUUUCCUCUUAUUUCCCCAAGCCCUGCUUCAAGAUGUUUCAGCUAAUAGGCAUUUCUAACGGACCAAACUACGUUGAAUUUUUCUAAAGAACAAACAGAAGCCUUUUUCUUUAGUCCCCUCUACAGGAUUGGCAUUGGUAGAUAUCACUAGAGUAUAUAUGAUUCAGGUACUGUAUUUUAUGGUUUAAUAACUGUGCCUUUCUGUUGCUAAAUUAAGAAAUGCCAUAUAUACUGUGAUGUAAAAAUGCCUGAUUUUAUUUAAAAUACUACAUAGUUAGGCAGAUAUUUUUAAAUGUUAGAUUGUCCACAUUGCUGGCAUGGUUCUAGUUAAUGGGAAUAUUCAGUUUAGCCUGAUCAAAACUGCAUAAGUGAAAUGACCCAAGAAUCACAUCCUUUAGCUCAAGAUGUGGUAAAUGGACAAGAAUCCCUUUUGUAUGUAUUUUUAAUGUGUAUUGUAAGUAACUGGAAGAGGAUCUAUUUUUCUGGAGAUUGUUUAUACUGUGGACAGAUAUUCAAAAUUAAUUACCUAAACAUAUAAACAAUAAAACUACCCCAUUCUGCAAAGAAAUGGGCCUGAUUUAUUAUUCCAAGCUAAUUUAGAAAGACCAUUGUUUUUAGGUAUUGGUUAGAAAAUAUAAUACUUAUUCUGGGAAAAAUAUAUGUAUUUUUAUGCAUUAACAUACUAUAUUUAAAGGUGAUAAUCGCUUUUACCCUAUUUAGAUAGCUAGAAGACAAUAUAAUAAUAAUAAUUAACUUUUUAAUCACUCUGAUGGGCAGGUGGUGAGCAGUCAGGACAGUACAGUCAAUGCAUAAAUGAUUCGUGCAUAUCUCAAUUUUACUGAAUUAUUAUGCACUUUUCAGCUUUUCAUGAUCCUUUUUCCAGUGAUGAGUAGAAUAUGACCCUUGAACUGUAAUUUCAUGUGCCCUCCUUGUCUUUCAUUUUGUCCGUGUUAAUGUGUUGCCCAAUCUGUUCUUACCACGUCAAAAACUGUCAUAUUGCAGCAAAAACUGUCUUAUUGUUCAGCCAGACAUGAAUUAUUCAGUUUCGUAUUGUACAUUUUUUUCCAGAAAAACAUAGUUUGGUUGGGAAGUACAGUGGUUAGAUAGAAUACAAAACUUACAGGUUUGUAAACAGUAUUUGGAGUUGGGAGGUUUUUGUAUUGGAGUUUAUAUCUCCAAACUGGUAAUAUGUAAAUUAACAAAAUUAACUUUGUGUCUCUUUCCUCAAAGCAGUGGAAGUUGUGGUACCCCGGCAUUAGGUGAUGUGAAAAGAGAACUUUUCUGAUGCAUUUCUUCAGUGCAUUCAGAACGCACUGCUAUGAAUGUAUUCAAACUGAUGUAUUCAGAAUUGAUAGCGUGUUAAACAACUAGAGAAAAGACCUUCCUUAGAAGAAAAUGGUUACCUUGUUUCAGUGCACAUUUCUGGAUUAUAUUUUAAAAUCUGUUCUUCUCUUGCAGUUUUCAUGCUGAAUGUGCAGUAGAAGGUAAAUUGAUGUGCAAGGUUUUGAGGGAGGGAUUUCCACUGGUUUGGCUUUGCACACUAAGGUCAUAAAUAAAUAGCUGGGGGGAAUGUACACAACAUGCCUUACAUUUAAAGCCUAAGCCAGUGAGGUAGUUCCAAUUAUAUUAAAUUAGUCUGAGGACUGGUGAAAAUAAUAGGAUAACUUCCUGUGAAAUUUAGGGCAUAUUCUCCUUAAACAUCCUGGCUUUACAGCUUGUAGCAAGAGUGUUUAAAUUCUAGCACAGAAGGGACAAGGUGAGCAAAACUAAUUUUUUAAGGUACGUAUUUGACUUCUAGGAACUGCAAGUUUACAGCCUCAGAGUAGUUUUAAAGCUGCCUUUUCUAGCUGUGCUUGCUCUGUUUUGCUUAUAAUGGAGAAGAAAAAUUACUGUGGAAGAUCUAGAAUGGGUGAAAAAAUCAUAUGCAGGUAGGGCUUUCAAUAGGCUAAGGAUAAUUGCACUGUAGUUUAUUCUAUUGUUACUCAUGAAUAUAUAUUUUCUAUUUUUAUACAUUACAUUGGGUAACUUCAAAAUGUCGUGUUCCAUAGAUCGCAUAGUCUAGUACACAGGAAAAUGUGUAUCAGAAUGUUUAUAUAGCACCUUUACAACCCUGUCUCUAAGACUGCGGCUGCUUCACUGAAGUUUACAUGGAAAAAGUUUUACUGGUCUCUUUUCAUGUUUUAUAAGGGCCUAGGCUCAAUAGGGCAGUUUAGCACAAUAUAUCAUGCAAUAUGAAUACUGCUAUGGAAUAAAGAAUAGCAGACAUGCAAAAAAAUUUAAAAAUCCAACUUAAAUAUGUGUAUUUUAGUAUUUUUUUGUUUAAUAAUAAGUUAAGAUUCCUUCCAGUCAGGCAUAACAAAACAGCAGGUAAACUGGAGCACUUUUUUGCCCUAAGCUAUUCCUAGAGUUGAACAUGAAAAACGUUUCUAGUAUGAGCAUCAGCUGGUACCAAAUUACUUAUAAGUAAAUUUAACAUAGCUUUAAAAGGUAGUUAAAUGUCUUUUCAGAAGGACAACACAAUUGAAACCUUUCAUGCCGUGGUGCAAAACCACAUUCAUAUGGCAGCGCUAAUGAACUGCCUCAGUUCCAGUUUGUAUAGUCCCGAAAAGAGAAAUACUAGUUUAUAGAAGCAGAUCUAGAUACACAUGUAUUACAAAAAGCUACGAGUUAAAUUUGUCUUAUUUGAUUACUGUAUGAAAUAAAACCUGAAACUAACUGUCACAUAGAGUGGAAUUUGGCAUGAAAUUCUGUUUUCCAAGAGGCUGAAGAGACUCAAAUUAGUCUUAGACUGCCUUAAACAUAGUAGCAGGAUUUGUUGCUGACCUGGCCCUCAAGCAGGGCUGACAUUUUUAUUGUAUCUUGGGUAAAUUUUAGGAUUUACUAUUUAAAAAAAAAAAAAUAUUAAAAAAUAAAAAAAGGUUUCAUGUUUAUAAAAAA